Fonsecaea nubica is the source of this 1629-nucleotide messenger RNA. RefSeq lists its product as hypothetical. Gene Ontology annotation, cellular component: cytoplasm; dynactin complex. The transcript has 2 exons. Gene Ontology annotation, biological process: mitotic spindle organization. Bases 1 to 1629 code for a protein of 542 amino acids. Lineage: Eukaryota; Fungi; Ascomycota; Eurotiomycetes; Chaetothyriales; Herpotrichiellaceae. The record is from RefSeq and is a predicted model, not a curated record.
AUGUCUGUCAGUAAGAAGUAUGCCGGUCUGCCGGAUCUGGACGCUGCCCCCGAGGUAUACGAGACGCCAGAACUGGCAGACGAUGUCUCGACGCUACCCACGGGGACAGUUCGCACAAUCUCACCCUCCCCGUCCGAUGACGGUGACGAUGACGAAUCCCGCCCGGGCCUCGAUCGCCAUCCACUCGACCGCGACGGUGCGCGGCGGCGGUUUGAGCCCUCGGUGGUUGACGCCCGGGACGUCGACUUCUCUGACUCGAUUGGGGGCACUAGACGCGCAUACCGGACGCGGAGUGCGCGGCGGAGAAGGCGGUGGCAUCAAGGAAAUGGGAUAGAGGACGGCGGCGACCCGAGUGACAGCGAGGAGGAGACGCUGGCCACCAAAUUGGCGAGACUGAAGCGCGAGGCCGAGGAGGUCAGGCUAGAGUUGGAGAGGAGGGAGAGGGAGAAAGAGAACGACAAGGACGAGGACGGGGAAUUUGAGGAUAGCCUGGAGGAGCAGCAACAACAACAGCAGCAAAAUCAAGGAAUUGGGGGCGCAGCUGCAGACGACCAAGACGUGGAUGUGGAUGGUGUGCGAGAACUCAGUCGGGUGUUGGACGGUUUGAGCUUGAAAGCGAGAUUGAAGACCGGCACCUCGGCGGAGGACGAAUUCCUGUCAAGAUUGAAGUCGAGUUCCCUGCAAGGCCAGCGCCAUCAGCAGAAAGAGAGUGGCACGAUGUCGUCGAACGCAGUGGCAGCAGCACAAGCUGCACCGGCCACCCUAUCUGCCGUGGCAACCUUUUCGGACCGUCUCACCGCCUUAGAAUCCGCCCUGGGCGUGGCCUCUACAAGCGCAGCUUCUCAGACUGGGGCCAUCCUCCCGAAUCUCGCCAGCCUGUCCACGCAGGUCACGACCUUAUCCGCCACGCUCGCACCACAAGCAACCGCGUCAGGAGACGCCCCGCCCACAUCUGCAUCUCAAGGCAACACGGCGCUGCUGGAGACCAUUUCCGCGCGACUCAAGACUCUGAUUAGCGAAUCCGACCGUCUGGCCGCCUCUCGCAAACAAGCCCUCGCGUCCCUGGCCGACCUCCACGACAAGCGGAUGCAACAGCUCGUCUCGGCGACGGUGCAUUCCAACACCCGCCCUCGCCUUCGAGGAUUCUCGACCACCAGCAGUAGUGUCGCGGGCGCGGCCGCCGCAGCCACCGCGCACGCCGUCGAGAGCAAACCGGGAGAGAACAUCGCUGCCGACGCCGCCGCCACCGCCGCGGCGGGACCCGGCGAGGAAUCUCUCCAGAUCCAGAGCAAGCUCUUCCUGGACGAGCAAUCCUCCAAGAUCACGGCGCUGUACAACGUCCUCCCCACCAUCCAGGACCUGCAGCCCCUGUUGCCCGUCGUGCUGGAGCGGCUGCGCACACUGAGCGUGAUCCACGACGGCGCGGCACAGGCCAAGGCGCUGGUGGACGCGUUGGAGAAGCGCCAGGGCGAGACCAGGGAGGAGGUUGCCCGGUGGAGGGAAGCGGUCGACACGGUCGAGAAGGGCAUGGCCGAGUUGGAAGGCGUCAUGAAGGAGAACGUCGAGAUUCUGGGAGGGAGAGUCAGAGAGGUCGAGGGUCGGAUUGGGACAUUGGAGCAGAGAUCAUAG